Trichogramma pretiosum is the source of this 843-nucleotide messenger RNA. Its product is annotated as 60S ribosomal protein L23a-like. The coding region runs from base 74 to 799 and encodes 241 amino acids. Gene Ontology annotation, cellular component: ribosome; cytosolic large ribosomal subunit. NCBI's taxonomy places the organism in Eukaryota, Metazoa, Arthropoda, Insecta, Hymenoptera, Trichogrammatidae. The record is from RefSeq and is a predicted model, not a curated record. Gene Ontology annotation, biological process: translation; ribosomal large subunit assembly. Gene Ontology annotation, molecular function: rRNA binding; structural constituent of ribosome. The transcript has 4 exons.
CAAGCGCAGGCGUGCCACCACGCUCCUUUCACGUGUGUAACCUUUUCUCUCUCGAUACCCGUACCCUGUUGCGAUGGCACCUAAAAAAGCAGCAGGAAAGGAAAAAAAGACGGCACCAGCCCCAGAGGCUGCCAAAAAAGUCCAGGCCACAACAGCUAAGCCUGCGACUAAGCCAGCCGCCAAGCCUGCUGCCAAAACACCGGCAAAGGCUGCAGCUAAAGCCGCCAAGCCAGCAGCAAAGGCUGCAGCCAAAAAUGCAGCCAAAGCUGCAAAAUCAUCGGCUAAGCCUGCAGCUAAGCCUGUGGCUAAGGUCGCUGGUAAACCAGCCAGCAAGGUAGCGGUCAAGAAAACCUCUGCUGUUAAGAAGGCUGGAGCUAGUCUUGAAAAGGCUCUGAAAACCCAGAAGAAGGUAAUCAAGGGUGUCAAUGGUACUCGAGUCCGCAAAAUCAGGACAAACAUCCACUUCCAUCGGCCAAAGACCUUCAGGCCACAGAGAAACCCCAAGUACCCCCGUAAGAGCGUGCCGAAAAGGAGCCGCAUGGAUGCCUCAAACAUCAUUAAAUACCCUUUGACUACCGAAUCUUCCAUGAAGAAAAUUGAAGAUAACAACACUUUGGUCUUCAUUGUACAUACACAGGCAAAUAAAAAUCACAUUAAGGCUUCUGUGAAGAAACUGUAUGAUGUUGAUGUCGUUCGUGUAAACACCCUCAACAGGCCUGAUGGCAAAAAGAAGGCCUAUGUUAGGCUAAGCAGAGAUUAUGAUGCUCUUGAUGUAGCUAACAAAAUAGGAAUCAUAUAAAUGAUUUUUAUAAUAAUAAAGUUUAUUAUUUCAGAAAAUUAAAA